Molecule: messenger RNA, 3537 nt
Organism: Wasmannia auropunctata (little fire ant)
Lineage: Eukaryota; Metazoa; Arthropoda; Insecta; Hymenoptera; Formicidae
Exons: 6
Coding region: 200-1141 (313 amino acids)
Biological process (GO): lipid metabolic process
Cellular component (GO): membrane
Molecular function (GO): oxidoreductase activity, acting on the CH-CH group of donors
Source: RefSeq, a predicted model, not a curated record
CACACGUGAUACCGUCGUGCGGGAGUGCGCGCCUCGUUUUAGCCGCGGCGACAUUGGACUUCCUCUCGCCUGCCGAGCGAAGCGGCGUCGGGGCGGGACGCACGGUAACGCGCUGGAAAACCACCGCGAGAGAUGCGAUUCUUCACGGGAGAGAAUCCGAGAUAAUUUGUCCGGGGGCGAUUGACGCGUCGUCGAGGACAUGGCGGUCGACAUUUUGGACGAGGAUCAUCUCGCCGUGAGCGCGAUCGUGACCGUCGGUAUGCAGCUGAUCUUCUUCACGAUCGCGGCCACUUUCCAGAUGGACAAGCUAACGGACUUCGCCGGCGGCACCAACUUCAUCAUCCUCGCCCUCCUCACUUUUUUUCUUGGUCAAGUGGGCAAGACGUACGACAGCCGGCAGAUCAUGGUGACCGUGUUCGUGUGCCUGUGGGGCGCGCGGCUCUCCGGAUACCUCCUGUACAGAAUCAUCAAGAUAGGCCGCGACAAGAGAUUCGACGACCGUCGCAGCAACGUGAUCCGCUUCGCCGUAUUCUGGACAUUCCAGGCCGUGUGGGUGUACGUCGUCAGCCUGCCUGUGAUAAUAAUCAAUUCUCCACGCCACAAAAUACCGCCCGCACCGAAAACGAUGACGACCCUCGACAGCGCCGGCACGGGCCUCUUCGUGAUCGGCCUGCUGGCCGAGACCUACGCCGAUCUGCAAAAGUUCGCCUUCAAGCAGGACCCGGUGAACAAUGGGAAGUGGUGUAACGACGGACUUUGGAGACUCUCCCGGCAUCCAAAUUAUUUCGGCGAGAUUGUCGUCUGGUGGGGGAUAUUCAUAAUAUCUUUAAACGUCAUCGAAGGAGCGGAAUGGGUCGCUAUCGCAUCCCCGAUCUUCACGACGCUUAUUAUUCUAUUCCUGUCGGGGAUGCCGUUAUUGGAAAAGGCAUCGGACGAGAGAUACCGGGAUAACGCGGAGUAUCGCUACUACAAGCAAUCCACGUCGCCGUUGAUACCGAUACCGCCGUCUAUCUACGUCGAGGUGCCGCGUUUCCUCAAGUUCAUCCUGUGCUGCGAAUUCCCGCUGUACGACUCCCUGGACGUGAAGCCAAGGGCAGCCGUCACCGAGUCAACGUCCAUUAGCCUCGCCGCGUCCACGUAGCUGUAGCCACACGUCGGACGACCGAAUUCAGAGUCCGGCGUGCAGUCGACACCAACAGCUACGACCAGUACAGCCUUCUGAGUGCUACUUUUAUCCCUCUCUGCGGCACCGAGAACUCUCGUCUCCAUCCGCUGUCAAACAUAUAAACUCGACGGCCGAAUCGUAUAUAAUUCCUAAGAGCGCGAUAUCGGCAUCUCGAGAUAUCGAGGAGUCACACGAAAAACUGUAUUUGGUCGAGCACAUCGAGUAUGCGGGAACCGAGAGGAGUUCCCUCUUCAAAGUGGAAAAGGCGUAUAAAACGAAGUAUUAUUAUUUUUGUAAACUAAAGGCCUUUCCCGGCGUUAUAUAGGCGCAAAAAAAAAACGUUACUCGGCGACUUUUCGUACAGGAUCGAAUGAUGAGACGAACAAAGAAAAAAUUAUUUUUGUAGCGCGACGUUAUUGUGGGUACCAAUGUAAAAGUAGCUUAUCGACCAAUUCGAGCAUCGUUCCUGUAUACGGCAAGUCGACCGUAGCGACUUGAUUAGCGGCUUUAUUUUUAUGUACACGUACUUAAACUCUUAUUUUAGAUACAAGAUUAGAAUACAAGAAGAGAGAUUGGAGAUGAUAAGUAUAAUUUGUAUGUCCUAAAUAUAAUAUCCAGGCUUAAAAAGAAAAAAAAUCUCUUAAAAGAAAGCGUCACUUACACAUUCGAUUAGUCAACCGCUAUUUUAAAGUGCGUAAAUGAAUAAUAUAUAUUAUAUAUUGUUCCAAGAGAAUAGUUCUUGCGGAAAUAAAUUAGGCGGCCGUUUACCCGCGCGCUCGCUGUCAACAAAAAAAAAGUACGUGUCUUAAACAUUGCGGAAACGAAAUUUAAAGCGAGAUCUUAAUGUAACACGGAUAAGAGAUAAUGUAGUCCAUUUUUUGAAACUUAAUUAGUAAUUUAUAAAAUUGACGAUCCAUAGUGGUUGGCGGGUUGAUAACUGUCAGGUUAAAGGUAAGGGUAAUUGGCAGACACGCGCACAGAGAAACGAAACGCGUGUGUACAGUAGUAUCCCAAUUCUCGUAACUCGGCAGCGAAUAAGCAAUACUUAUCGCCGGAGACGUCAGGCGAAUGUAAUAAAAACAGUCACGUUUACAUUUCACCUCGCUAUCUCACAAUCUCGCUAUCCAUUCCGUUGGUAACGUCAUAUAGGAUGCUUACGAAGGAAUUUUAGAUGCAAUACGCGAACGUGGGCACGUCCACGUGUCUCGAUUCCAGUCCCGAGGCUUUCGAUCGAGUUAUUGGAGUCAUAGCAAUAUAUUAAACACAUAUCUCCGCGUGCCGAAUAGAACGUCCCCAGAAUACGAAAAUACAAAUACGAAUUCCGGAAGGAAAUCCAUAAAGCACAGCGUAGCGAUAUUGAAAAUUAACGCUACACGCUAAUGAAAACGAAUUAUCCUCGUGGAUGAAUGAUUCGAACGUUAUCUUUCUCGAUAUUUCACGUUACAUAUGUCUUCAAAGUUUAGAUAAUAAAUAAUUAUUGAUCUUGAUUUGGGAUUAUUGAUAUGACCGACCCUCUCCCCUCUUCAUUAUAUUUAUAUAUGACCCGAUCGCCAAAUGUAUAGAUAUAUUAUAGUUUUUAAAUAUGAUUUGACGAAGAUUCGGACGGCAGACCGCCAAUGAACAAUCAACAGACAUUACAUAAAGUUCGCUUCAUAUUUAUAAACACAUUUUAUUUGUUCGUAUGUAUAUUAAUAAAUGGUGAUAUAAUAAUGACAAUGAAAUGUAUAGCGCCGAGCAUAAAACGAGCAGUCAUAUAUUAUAAUAAUUAUUAAUAUUCCUCUUAUAAUAAUCUUACUGUAUUGAGUGGGCCUACCUACUGUGCUUGCAACGUUAUGGUCUCUCUUGUCCAAAUGUUUCUUCCACAUUUUCUAAUUUAUAUUUAUUUACUCGCACGUAAUAAUCCAUAAUAAUAUGUAACCACAGGUGAAAACAUAUGCGCCGUCCUAAGUAUAAACAGCAUCAUCACUAAUGUUUUUUUCCAUUUUUCCUUUACGUGAUCAUAUAUAUAUAUAUGUGUGUAUGUAUAUAUAUAUAAUCGUUAUCUCAAUAAUAUAGUAAGCUACUUAAAUAUAAUAUAUCUCGUGUCUUCUCGUGGAAUAUGUCCAGCUGCCGUAGAAAAACUACGCAGCCGCUACGCAGCGUUCGUAGAAAAAACUUCAAUUCCCGUUAUUACAUCAAAUUGUCGAUUUUCGAUGCGUGAAAGACACUUUGUAUUACGCAAGGUAAUUUCUUUUUUUUUUUUUGGUUUUUCCUUAACACGUCCGAAAAAUCGUAUAUCAAUAAAAUACGUGGGCAGCACAGCGUUUUGAGUACCAAGGGAAAAGAGAUCAAAACAUUACCUGUGCCUCUUCGCUAAAAAAAAUAAAAAAAAA